AUGGAGUGGCAAUUGUUAUUCGAAGAAGAGCUCAAAGGUUAUAUCGUCCGCAACAGUAGGAAGAAGUUGAAGGAGAACAAUAUCGAGCCGCGUAUGAUCUGGGAUGACACUGUGGCCCCCCCAUCCAUUGUCCAGAUGUGGAUUGGGCAAUGCACGAAGGUCCAUCAGGACUGUCGGCCCGCAGCAUUAGAUCGCAUUCGAUACGAUAAAGGUGAAAACCUCAAAGCCCUCAUGCCGAAUAUUUUGUUCAUCGACGUCGUGGAUGACAGAAUCGUGGAAGGAAAUCUUCACGUAAAAUACGCAGCACUGAGCUACGUCUGGGGUGGAGUGACCCAAGAGUUGGCGUUGCGCGAUAAUAUCCAGAGCCUGAAAAAGAAACGUGCUCUUCGCUCUCCGUUUCUGAAAAUACCCCAGCUGGUAAGAGAUGCCAUGGCAUUCGCGUAUUCCAUUAAUAUUCGUUACCUCUGGGUCGAUGCACUCUGCAUUAUUCAGGAUGACUCGUCGAAACAUGACACUCUAACCCGUAUGGACAUGAUAUAUAACCUUGCACACCUCACCAUUGUAGCUAUCGACUCUACAUCAGCAAAUAGCCAACUUCCAGGUGUUGAGCGUCAAUCGCGGUACCAUCCGCAUCCUGAACUGAAAACGAAGGCGGAUUGGUUUCACACUCGACCAUCGACUAACGUCGAUUCGCAUAUAAAGUCAACAGUGUAUAGUUCCCGAGCCUGGACCUUCCAGGAGGAACUAUUAUCAACCCGAUGCCUAUACAUGACGAAAACGCAAAUGUUCUUUCGGUGCCGGACGGCGGUAUGGGCAGAAACGGCCCCUGUGAAGAAUCUUGGCCAGCAAGCGGAUCCCUGUCGUAGGAUGUGGGGUAAUCUUCAUGGCGCAGAUCGAGUCCAAGCCUAUAGAGAGGUCUUAUGCAACUACACCGAAAGGAAAUUGAGCUGCAGCACUGAUGUACUGGAUGCGUUCGCCGGCGUGACGGCGUCUUUAUCGAAUGAUACGGACUGGCAGUUUGUUGACGGUAUGCUGCUUCAACACUUGCCUUCGGAGUUGCUCUUCAUUCAUGAGGGAGAGCAUGCGCGACGUCUUGGUCCAGACGGCAGACCUUGUUUUCCAUCCUGGGCGUGGGCAGGAUGGACAGGACGAGUGACGUGGGCUCGAUCGGAUACGGAUAGUUCUAGUGGCGACGAAGAUGGUGUAUUAGAAAUUCUCUCCAAAGACCAUGGACCUCCAAUGAUGAACGAUAUCGCUAUUUCACUCACGGAUGCUGCACUGGCGAGAGUACAAGCACAAACGUUCCGGCGACGUCGAGAUAGUAUUUCGAUCACCCCCAAUGCCCCGAAGGUACAACUCCAAUUGCAGCCGGAUCCAAGUCAGCAAAGGACACUGCUUUGCUUCCAAAGCCACCUCAUUUCCGCGAACGAUCUGGAGUUCAGUGUGCGGGAGAAAUGCCACGUGUUAUCCAAUAGCAGGCCGACCGGAAUAACUUACGACUUGCAUUCCGGGGGUCGAUGGGUGGGUAUUCUUUUUAGUCAUGGGGAAGAGUGGAUACAAUCCGUUCGUCACCAGGGGAAAACAAUCUGGUUUGUCCAGAUAACCGAACGCGGAGCUCUAAUGAUCCAAACGAGAUCUGGAGACGGUUACAGUGAGCGGGUCGGCGUAGCUUUUUUCGGAGAAAAUAUCUUCGGGUAUAGUCUGACGCAAACCGUGGUCUUGAUAUGA
Lindgomyces ingoldianus is the source of this 1728-nucleotide messenger RNA. Its product is annotated as HET-domain-containing protein. The record is from RefSeq and is a predicted model, not a curated record. Bases 1 to 1728 code for a protein of 575 amino acids. Lineage: Eukaryota; Fungi; Ascomycota; Dothideomycetes; Pleosporales; Lindgomycetaceae. The transcript has 2 exons.